GCGCUCUUUCAAACUCGCCGUCCGAACGUCGAAGCGUGCAGGCCACUUCCGGCGUAGCCAUGGCGGCUAACGCUACCACUAACCCGUCGCAGCUGCUUCCUUUAGAGCUUGUGGACAAAUGUAUAGGAUCAAGAAUUCACAUUGUGAUGAAGAGUGAUAAAGAAAUUGUUGGCACACUUUUGGGAUUUGAUGACUUUGUCAAUAUGGUAUUGGAGGAUGUCACUGAGUUUGAAAUCACACCAGAAGGAAGAAGGAUCACUAAAUUAGAUCAGAUUUUGCUUAAUGGAAAUAAUAUAACAAUGCUAGUUCCUGGAGGAGAAGGACCUGAAGUAUGAAUGGAUUUCCUUGAUUUAACUCUGUUUAGUUUUAUAAUGACAACAAAAUAGAAAUUUUUUUUUUUAACCUUUUAACGUUUGGAUUCUGUAAAGCUAAGUUUCCCGUUGAAGGGAAAUGUUUUGGAGAUGCAUUGUAAAUGCCCAUUUUUGUAAGUUAAUCAUUAUUAUCUUGGAAAAAGAAGAACAGUUUGUUCUUUGAAGAUGACAAUAAAAAUGUUUUUGGUUAAUUGUCAUUUUAUUUUUUUGUACUGCCAUAGCCAGUGUAACAAAAAUUGUAGUUAUUCUGUCACUUGCUUUCCUAUUAUUUUAUGUCCAUUUUCUUCCUCACGUACAUGACUGUUAGAUUCUCAAACAAAAAUUGUUCCAAACAAAAUGACAAACUUUGAUUUUGAGCAGUUGUGCUUAAAAAACCUGAAAUGAUUACUUACAGAAUUCAAUUUAAACUCUGGUGCUUUGAAAUGAGGAUUUUUGUAUUGAACUUAAGUUCCGUUAACUCCUUUUAAAAACAUGCAAGCUGGGGCGCCUGGGUGGCUCAUUCGGUUAAGGGUCCAUCUGUUUAUUUCGGCUCAGGUCAUGAUCUCACAGUUCAUGAGUUCAAGCUCUUUCUCAGGCUCUGUUCUUGUAGGCUGGAGCCUGUUUGGGAUUCUCUCUUGCUCCCUCUUUCUGCCCCUCGUGCAUGUGCUCACUCUCAAAAACCACCCCCCCAGCCCCCCAAAAAAACCCAAGCAAACUUAUAGUUGUAGAACAACUAAGUUACUGAGAUGAAAAGUAACAGCGUAGGGAAUAUUGUCAAUAAUAUUGUAAUAACAUGAUGACAGAUGGUGUAGUCCUUUACAGUGGUGAGCAUAGUGUAAAGUAUAGAAUUGUUGAACCACUAUGUUGUACACCUGAAACUAAUAAAACAUUGUAUAUCAGCUAUACUUCGAUAAUAAAAAAAAUAUACAGGUAAUAUAUGCACAUUGUAGGAAUGGAGGUAAGAAAAAUAUUCAUUACACUUUGCUGUAUACCCUCUUAGACUUUCUCAGUACACUCUCCAUGUUAUUUUUACAAAAACUUACUCCUGAAUAUACUGUUUUGUAGCCCCAUUUAAGACUUAAAAAAAAAUUUAAAUCGUGCACAUCUUUCCAUGUCAUUUCAGUAACAACAA
Messenger RNA from Hyaena hyaena (striped hyena), 1482 nucleotides. It is a transcript of the gene LSM5, whose product is annotated as LSM5 homolog, U6 small nuclear RNA and mRNA degradation associated. The transcript has 5 exons. Gene Ontology annotation, biological process: mRNA splicing, via spliceosome. Gene Ontology annotation, cellular component: Lsm1-7-Pat1 complex; U4/U6 x U5 tri-snRNP complex; U6 snRNP. The record is from RefSeq and is a predicted model, not a curated record. The coding region runs from base 60 to 335 and encodes 91 amino acids. NCBI's taxonomy places the organism in Eukaryota, Metazoa, Chordata, Mammalia, Carnivora, Hyaenidae. Gene Ontology annotation, molecular function: RNA binding.